CCGAAGCAUCAUCACUCUCUGGAAAGCCUUCUGAAUUAGACAAGAGCUGCCUCUCAGCACAGCUACAAAACACUUUAAACCUGACCAGCUAAAUGGAGAAACCUAUCCUGCGUAGCUUUUAAACUGGGGGUCUUGCACAGCGCAGGAGGCCUGCCUGCUUCAGGAGCUGGGGAGCUGGAGGAUGGAUUGCUGUGCCUGGGAAUGGCAAAAGGCAGCAGAAUGAGAGAUGCUAGGUACCGGGAAAGAUUUUUUUAUUUCUCCCAGAGAAGUUGGGUUACCUUCAUUGUCUGCUCUAGCUUUUACUUGCAGAUUGCCACUUAAUGCUGAUGGUUCUCUGAUGACUUACACAAUGGCUCUCAGAGCUUAGAGUCCCUCCCUACCCCCCCCCCCCCACACUCCCCCCCAUCCUCCGUCCUGUCUUCCCCACCCCCAACCCCUUCCCUAUCCUUUCCCUUCCUCAUCCCCAAAAUUCUUGCUUGUCCUCUCUAGGGAACUUUGUGUGGGUUACUGGCAUGCACACUGGAUGGCGGUGAUGUGAGUGGCAACCGUGCCGUGACAUGAAGAUUCUGAUGGUUUAAAGAAAAGAGACCAGUUUUAAAAAGAGAGAGAGAGGCAAAGGGAAAGCAAAAAAGGGAAGAGAGAGAAGAAAACAGCUGGAGAAAGGAGAAGGAGGACGUUUGUUGAUGACAAAAGGAUGGGUUUCCAUUUAAUUAAGCAGCUGAGAGGCAUGAGUGUGUUGUUAGUGCUACUUCCUAUGGUGCUGUUUGUUAUGCUUGCGGGGGCUCAGCGAGCUUGCCCCAAGAACUGCAGAUGCGAUGGCAAGAUUGUGUACUGCGAAUCCCAUGCAUUCAGAGACAUCCCUCAGAAUAUUUCUGGAGGGUCUCAAGGCUUAUCGUUACGGUACAACAGCAUUCAGAAGCUUAAAUCAAAUCAGUUUGCGGGCCUGAAUCAGCUCAUAUGGCUUUAUCUUGACCAUAAUUACAUCAGCUCCGUGGAUGAGGAUGCGUUUCAGGGGAUCCGCAGGCUGAAGGAAUUAAUUCUGAGCUCCAACAAAAUUACCCAUCUGCACAACAAAACGUUUCACCCAGUCCCCAACCUCCGCAAUCUGGACCUCUCUUACAACAAGUUGCAGGUGCUGCAGUCUGAGCAGUUCAAGGGCCUUCGUAAACUCUUGAUCUUGCAUUUGCGGUCUAACUCGCUGAAAACCGUGCCGAUCCGAGUUUUCCAAGACUGCCGAAACCUUGACUUCCUGGAUUUGGGCUACAACCGCCUGCGGAGCUUAUCCCGUAACGCUUUCGCUGGCCUUUUGAAGUUGACAGAGCUCCACUUGGAGCACAACCAGUUUUCUAAGAUCAAUUUUGCCCACUUUCCACGCCUCUUCAACCUCCGCUCGAUUUAUUUGCAGUGGAAUAGGAUCCGGUCUAUUAGCCAAGGUUUAACGUGGACUUGGAGUUCCUUGCACAACUUGGAUUUAUCAGGAAAUGACAUUACAGGGGUAGAGCCUGGAACCUUCCAGUGCCUCCCCAACCUGCAAAAGCUGAACCUGGAUUCCAACAAACUCACCAACAUCUCUCAGGAGACCAUCAAUACGUGGAUCUCGCUCAUCUCCAUCACUCUGUCCGGAAAUAUGUGGGAAUGUACUCGAAGCAUUUGCCCUCUGUUUACUUGGCUUAAGAAUUUCAAGGGAAAUAAAGAAAGCACUAUGAUAUGUGCAGGCCCUAAACACAUCCAGGGUGAGAAAGUGAGCGAUGCCGUGGAGACAUAUAAUAUCUGUGCUGAAAUCCAGGUGGUGGUUACUGAAAGAUCAUACCAGGCACCCAAAACCCCCCAGAGACCCAUCUUCAUUCCUAAGCCCACCGUUUCCAAACUUGAAAGCAAUCAGCCAACUUCUGUUAUGCCAAGCCCUUCCGCAGACCUCCCAACGCCUGGAGUGGAACCCGAGUACGAGCACGUUUCCUUUCACAAAAUUAUCGCUGGGAGCGUGGCCCUCUUUCUUUCCGUGGCCAUGAUUUUGUUGGUUAUCUACGUGUCGUGGAAGCGCUACCCAGCCAGCAUGAAACAGCUCCAGCAGCACACGCUCAUGAAGAGGCGCAGGAAAAAGGCCCGAGAGUCUGAAAGGCAAAUGAACUCCCCUUUACAGGAGUAUUACGUGGACUACAAGCCAACAAACUCUGAGACCAUGGAUGUAUCGGUUAAUGGAUCUGGGCCCUGCACGUAUACCAUCUCUGGCUCCAGGGAAUGUGAGGUUCCUCACCACAUGAAGACUUUACCCUAUUACAGUUACGACCAGCCGGUGAUCGGAUACUGCCAAGCUCAUAAGCCUCUCCAUGUAAAUAAGGGGUACGAUGCCAUGUCCCGGGAGCAGGCUGAGACGACCAACCUGGAACUCAGUCGAGACCACAGCUUCAUAGCUACAAUCGCACGUUCGGCUGCUCCAGCCAUUUACAUUGAGAGAAUACCAAACUAACGGUGGAGACGACUGCUUCAGGGGGCGGAGUGGGGAGCUCUUUUGAGGGACCUUUCAUCUCAGAAGAAUCCAGGGCAAGAAACUAAAAUCUACCAUUCCAGUUACAAAAUGUUCCAACACAGACAAAGGGAAGGGGAUAAAGCAAACUCCGCAGACUCUGGAAAUGCUCUCUUGCAGUACACACUGAGAACUUCGGGAUUUUCUUUGCUUUAAACUUUCCAACAAAUUCCUCAAUGUAAAUAUUAAAAGAGAGAUUGUCAAGUUCUUAUUAAAAAAAAAAAAAUAGAUUUCACUCUAGCUACAUAAAGGGAUGGAUUAAGA
Falco peregrinus (peregrine falcon) is the source of this 2788-nucleotide messenger RNA. It is a transcript of the gene LRRTM4, whose product is annotated as leucine rich repeat transmembrane neuronal 4. The record is from RefSeq and is a predicted model, not a curated record. The coding region runs from base 695 to 2467 and encodes 590 amino acids. Gene Ontology annotation, molecular function: protein binding. NCBI's taxonomy places the organism in Eukaryota, Metazoa, Chordata, Aves, Falconiformes, Falconidae. The transcript is spliced from 3 exons.